ACUCCAGAAAGUCCUGUCGUGUCGUCCAGUCUCUACUUUGCGUACCAGGGCCUUCCUCCCCAUUUGGGUGCAUCCAGCGGAUCGCCCCACAAAAACUUCGAGGAAUCGGUCACCAACAGAGACGACUUGUCGGUGUCAUUGAGACACAAUGACUCGGUUUUCUCGCUCAGUGACAGUGGAGUGUUGAAGCCGCCAAUGGCCCACCAGAACCAGUUUUCCAGUGGCGAAGAAGAUACCUUGAACGACAUGCGCAAGACAAACUCCACCUCCCCCCACUCGACAGACUUACCCCCAAAAACUCCCACCAACAGGCACACUAACGACUCGCACGAUUUUCCUCCUAAGGCGUCUGGCUCCACCUUGGUUCCACCAAGCUCGCCAUUUCAGAGAACCCUUCGUAGAGUGGCCUCUGCUCCGUUGGUGCACAGACUCUUGAGCGAGUCGAAGCCGACCCCAGCCAGCGCCCCAAAUGCCGAGGAUGAGGAGUUCGACAUCAAUAAGCAUAUUGGUGAGCUCAAGAUAACAGGAAGACCCAGAACCUAUACCCAAGAGAGAAUGUACUCGUCAGCAGCCACCAAGAUCAUGGAUGUCCAGGUCAACCUGGACUGUUUCGAGAAAAUCAGGCUUCUUGGCAAGGGUGACGUUGGUAAGGUGUAUCUUGUCAAGGAGAAGGUGUCCAAUAAGCUCUAUGCCAUGAAGGUUUUGAACAAGAAGGAGAUGAUCGAGCGCAACAAGAUCAAGCGGGCGUUGGCAGAACAGGAAAUUUUGGCCACCAGCAACCACCCGUUCAUUGUCACGUUGUACCACUCGUUCCAGUCCCACGACUACCUCUACUUGUGCAUGGAGUACUGUAUGGGUGGUGAGUUUUUCAGGGCUUUGCAGACCCGAGAAACCAAGUCCAUCGCAGAAAACGAUGCAAAAUUCUACGCUGCUGAAGUCACAGCCGCUUUGGAGUAUCUCCACCUCAUGGGAUUCAUCUACAGAGACCUCAAGCCCGAAAAUAUCCUCCUUCACCAGUCGGGUCACAUUAUGUUGAGUGACUUUGACUUGUCCAAGCAAUCUGAAAGCACCAAGAACCCGGAGAUUUUCUUCAACAAGGGCAGUCACUUGUCCUCUAACAGCAACUCUAGCCACGCGGGUGGUUUGAGUUUGGACACCAAGGCAUGUAUUGAUGGGUUCCGUACCAAUUCGUUUGUGGGUACCGAGGAGUACAUUGCGCCUGAAGUCAUCAAGGGAAAGGGUCACACUUCAGCUGUUGACUGGUGGACUCUCGGGAUUUUCAUCUUCGAGAUGUUGUACGGAACCACUCCGUUCAAGGGUGCUGACCGAAAGAAGACGUUUGCCAACAUCUUGAAGAAGGACGUCAAGUUCAUGGACACCCAGUCGAUCUCGUCCAACUGCAAGAGCCUAAUUAAGAAGUUGCUUAUCAAGGACGAGGUUAAAAGACUCGGUUCCAAGACCGGGGCAUCGGAUAUCAAGAACCACGCAUUCUUCAAGAACACCCAAUGGGCGUUGUUGAGACACCAACAGCCUCCAAUGAUUCCCGUCUUGACCAAGAACUCCAAGAAGUAUGAACGUCCGACUGACAGCGUUGAUAUGAGUGGCCCCAAAGACAACAAGACCAAAAACGGGGCUGUGGACUCCAACGACCCGUUCCGUAACUUCAGUUCGGUUACUUUGCACUAUAGCGAGCAAGAGGCCAGCGAUUCCGCCGUCUACAACGCUGAAAGCACCGCCUAUACGAGCGUCGCAUACACAAUGACUAGUGGAAACACCUUCAAGAGUCCCAUGAAGCAGAAAGGGUUUUUAAAGAGGUAG
Messenger RNA from Suhomyces tanzawaensis NRRL Y-17324, 1818 nucleotides. RefSeq names its product serine/threonine protein kinase. Gene Ontology annotation, biological process: protein phosphorylation. The transcript is spliced from 2 exons. The record is from RefSeq and is a predicted model, not a curated record. Gene Ontology annotation, cellular component: plasma membrane; cytoplasm; nucleus. The annotation marks the transcript as partial. Gene Ontology annotation, molecular function: ATP binding; protein serine/threonine kinase activity. NCBI's taxonomy places the organism in Eukaryota, Fungi, Ascomycota, Pichiomycetes, Serinales, Debaryomycetaceae.